CUUAACAACUUCAGCUUGUUCAUUUGCUUUCAAAGAAAUGGAAGUUCAAAUCAUUUCUAAAGAUAUUGUCAAACCCUCUUCUUCAACACACCCAAGUACCUACAACCUCUCUAUUCUUGACCAAUUAGCUCCUUCACUUUACGUGCCCAUGAUUUUCUUCUAUUCAUCAACCGGUGAAAGUUCCUGCAAGAAAUCUCAUCACCUCAAAACAUCCUUGUCAAAGACAUUAACCCACUUCUAUCCUUUCGCCGGACGAAUUAAGGAUGGUUUUUCUAUUGACUGCAAUGAUGAAGGUGCUUCAUUUUCUGAAGCAAAUGUAGCUGGACAAAUGUCCCUGAUAGUUGACGAACCCGACAUAGAUAAGUUGGAAAAGCUACUACCUUGUAACCCACGUGAUGUAUCACCUGAGAGAAGCUCUCAGGUAAUGGUAGCAGUCCAAGUGAAUCACUUUGAUUGCGGUGGAAUGGCAGUGGGUGUUUGUAUUUGGCAUGUAAUUGCUGAUAUAUCAGCAGUGGCGUCCUUUCUUAAAAGUUGGGCUGCAAUUGGCAGGGGUUCCGGUGACGAUAUUGAAGGUGUGAUCUUCGAUUGCACCUCGCUUUUUCCUCCGCUAGACUUUCAAGGUUUGUCGUUGUCUGAUUCCCGCAAAGAGGAUUUAAGUAACAUUGUGGUGAAAAGGUUCGUGUUCGAUAGCUCUAAGUUGGCUGUUCUGAGAGAAGAAAUAGGCAGUAGACCGUGUUUGGAUCCUCCGACACGAUUUGAGGCUAUAGCAGCGCUCAUUUGGAGGGCUGUGAUGGUUGAAAUUGAAGAAGAAAAUGAAAAUGAAACUAAAACUAACGAGACAAGCAUUGCAGCCGUUCCAGUGGGUAUGCGAAAAAGAAUGAUUCCACAGCUACCAAAGCUAUCAAUUGGAAACAUCUAUGAAGCAGCAAUAGCUCGUUGUUCCAAGAAUGAUGAGGAACUGCCAGACUAUAAUGGUUUAGCAAGAAAGCUUCAUGAGUCAAUUGGGAAGGUAAAUAAUGACCAUGUGAAAAAGAUCCAUAGUGAUGGUGGAUACAUGCAGCUUCUGAGGAAAAUAGGCGAGGAGUUAGAGAAAAAACCUAGCUUUGUUUUCAGUAGUUGGUGCAAAAAUCAAUUCUAUGAGGUUGAUUUUGGGUGGGGAACGCCCACAUGGGUAGGCACCGCCUUAAAACUUUAUAAGAUUGCCGUUUUCAUGGACACCAAAGAUGGUGAAGGAAUAGAAGUAUGGGUGUCCUUGCCUAUGAAAGAUAUGAUGAAGUUUGAACAAAAUCCUGGAAUAAGUGCCUAUUCAUCUUUCAAGCCAAGCACUAAUUAAAUAAAUAGUAUUAUGUAUAUAUAUUUUUAAAGAAUUUGAUCAGCGUGUUGUUUCUGCUCUACAAGUCAUGAGACUAUCUAUCUGUGUGUAAUAAUUAAGGAUGUCUCGUAGAAACACACAACCACAAAGUGUCUAUGACACAACAAAAUAUUUAGAUGCUUGAUCUCUGUAUUGAGUAGGUUAUCGUGCUUGGAAAGAGCUGGUUAUGUGGAGGUGUAUUGUUAAUUAUGCUUACUCUUUAAUGAAGUAGAACAUUUUCUUAGCA
Manihot esculenta (cassava) is the source of this 1598-nucleotide messenger RNA. RefSeq names its product stemmadenine O-acetyltransferase. The coding region runs from base 38 to 1333 and encodes 431 amino acids. Lineage: Eukaryota; Viridiplantae; Streptophyta; Magnoliopsida; Malpighiales; Euphorbiaceae. The transcript has a single exon. The record is from RefSeq and is a predicted model, not a curated record.